Molecule: messenger RNA, 1741 nt
Organism: Sitophilus oryzae (rice weevil)
Lineage: Eukaryota; Metazoa; Arthropoda; Insecta; Coleoptera; Curculionidae
Product: innexin inx7
Exons: 7
Coding region: 86-1333 (415 amino acids)
Biological process (GO): phototransduction
Cellular component (GO): gap junction; plasma membrane
Molecular function (GO): gap junction channel activity
Source: RefSeq, a predicted model, not a curated record
UUCAAAUGCAACUUAGUAAAGUGGCAAAAUUUCAGUCUUUGAUUAAAUCACUUGUGUCGUGAAUUUGUCCCUCCUUCAUUUUCAAAUGGCUGCCACUCCUCCGUCAGGCAACAUGCUGAAAACUUUUGAAGGAGUUACUCCAUUCAUAAAAAAGAUCACCUCCAGAAGGUACUACAUCGAUAAUUGGGUCUUCAAGCUGCAUUACAGGGUAACCUUUCUGAUCCUGAUAGCAUCCACUAUUCUGGUGUGUUCCAAGCAGUACAUCGGGGAACAUAUCCAUUGUAUAGCCGAUGCUGGAGUGCCAGAAAAUGUGAUGAACACUUACUGUUUUUUCACCAGUACUUUUACUUUGAUUAAAGACCUCAAUGCCAAAUUGUUGGAUAUGGGAAAUUUACCCCAUCCCGGUGUCGGAUCUUAUGGUAUUAACUCCACAGACGAGGUCAAACAUCAUGCUUACUACCAAUGGGUGCCUUUUGUACUCUUUGGCCAAGCUCUAAUGUUUUAUCUGACCCACAUGCUGUGGAAAAAACUAGAAGGUGGCAGGAUUAAGUAUCUGGUUGAUGGUUUACAGUUGGCAGCAUUCUCUUUGCAGGAGAAAAAUGUGAAAGUUCAAAACCAAACAAUACCAUCCAAACAAGAAAAAGAUGAAAAAAUCAACAUUAUAAAGAAGGCUUUCCUAGAAAGAGUGUAUAUCAGCGGUCAUUGGUCUAUGAAUCUCAUCCUGUGCGAGUUUUUGAACUUCGGAAAUGUCCUUUUACAAAUCUAUAUCACGAACAAGUUCCUGAAUGGAGAUUUCCUCAGUCUUGGUGCUGACGUCAUCAGGGUAGGUUUGGAAUCCAGUGUCGAUCCAUUAGACGAAGUUUUUCCGAAGGUGACUAAGUGCACUUUCCAUAAAUAUGGUCCUUCAGGAUCGAUCCAAUGGCAUGAUGCUAUGUGUGUGAUGGCACUCAACGUGGUCAACGACAAAAUCUACACUUUUCUUUGGUUCUGGUAUAUAUUCUUGUUGAUUUGCAGUGCUGCAGGACUAAUAUGGAGGUUUAUAACAGUCUUGCUACACGCCAAAAGCAGGUCGUUCAACAGAUUGGUUUACGCUACUACAGGACCUGGAAGAGUUAAUCCCUGGGACGUCCUUACAGUAUCCAGAUAUUGCAGCUACACUGAUUGGUUGUUCCUGAGGUACCUGUCCAAAAACCUGGACGGUUUAGUGUUCAGAGAGAUGAUCAUCGGGCUGGCUGAAGAUUUAGAAAGGACAGAUGAAGAGUUAAAUAAUUCCCUUUUGAACAAGUCAAGUGAUGAACCAAAGGCUGUACCCAACGAGUAUAAAGUAGACUGAUUAUUAGAUUUUUAAGCUUUGUUGUGAUAUAGUUUGUUAUACCGAUUGAUCGAAAAAAAAACAGUGUCCAGUUUGCUUGGAAAUGACGAUGGAUGACAUUCCCAUUUAAUUUUACAUAUAAAAAAUGACAGCGAUCUUCAUUUCAUAGCCAUCGCUGAUACCGUUUUUUUUUUCGAUCAUAUUGUAUUAUGAUGAUAAAUCAUAAUAUUGCAUUAUUAUGAUAUUUUAUUAAACAUUAAUUUUUAACUGAUACUAUUUCGAUGGAUUGUGUCUGAAAUCACUACAUAAUGGAAUAAUAUAUUUUUUACAUGAAUUCAUACUGAAUGAUAUUGUAGAAUUUUCAAAGAAAUAGUAAAAUUUGUCAAGUUCAACAACAUUUUAUUAAAAAAUGGAGCUGCAAUUAUUUUA